AUGAUGCAGUCAUACUGGUCCCGAUUGCAAAGAUAUUGUGCCAUUCUUUCACUGAAAGCGAUAGGCAUAAGCUUCAGUUCGUGGACGACACAUCAAAUAAAAGAAAACUGCCUCGUCAAUGGCUGUGGAGUUUCGCCUAUUGCGAGCUGUAACGGUGCAGAGUGUACCACCGGUUGGAUCAAGGAUGAAUAUGGCCCAGAUGAUCCAUUGAAAUCGCUGCCAAGAAACGAUGAGGAUGCCGAAACAUUGUAG
This is a messenger RNA of Strongylus vulgaris, 252 nucleotides long. The record is from the annotation of a GenBank genome assembly. NCBI's taxonomy places the organism in Eukaryota, Metazoa, Nematoda, Chromadorea, Rhabditida, Strongylidae.